Molecule: messenger RNA, 10008 nt
Organism: Lymnaea stagnalis (great pond snail)
Lineage: Eukaryota; Metazoa; Mollusca; Gastropoda; Lymnaeidae
Source: the annotation of a GenBank genome assembly
CCAAAAACUAAGACAGUAUCAUUUGUAAAUUCCAAAACAAAACAAGAUGAGUCGCUCUGGAGCAGAAAUCCAUCGCAGGUUUGAAUUUUAAUAUUUAUGUUCCACCCAAAGGACUAGCUUCUAAAACAAUUUAACCCAAUAAUUAUAUAAUGGAGAAGACCAUGUAUUCUCACUUCCUUAUUACUGACUCAAGAUCGUCAAUUUUGAUAAAAGAAAUAGUCAUGAAAAUGAAAACAAGCCUCAACUCGACAACUCAUUCUCAUUCAAUCACUCAUUCUCAUUCAUAUUUAUUCUUUUAAAUACUACUACAACUCAUAGUAAAAAUACACAAAUACUAUUAUUAAUAUUACUAUUAGGCCUAAUUUAAGUAGCCUAUUUUAAGUCCUACUUGAAAAGCCGCUUAUCUGUCACAUAGACUUAGUCCGCUUAGAAGACUUAGACUUAGUCACUAGUUAGUUGUAGACUUAAUUUUAAUUUAAUGCUAGGCGCUAGGACUAUCGUCUAUCGGUCUAAUCUAGAUUUUUAGUGGACUGUAUGUCAUCACUCUAGACUACAAUGACAACAUACAGUCCACUAAACUGGUAGUCAUAGUCCACAGUGUAGAAAGGGAAUAGCUCAAAUAAUACUAACAUUCAACCUAAUUUUUUUUUAAAUGUCUCAAGGAGAGAAGGCCAGAAUUAUUGGGAUUUGGCUGGCAUUGAAAGAGACGGUUGUAGACAUUUUCUUGUUAAAUUUCCAGACCGACAUACAAUCACUUUACAGAAGCGAUAGAGAGAUAUAUUCUAACACUAAUAUGUUCACAUAAUUGUCUAGGGCAGAUGGGCAGCUUAUGCAAGCAUAAAUCAGAUCAAACAAAGAUACUACUAAUUCUCUGUUAUGGUGCAUAAACAAAACUUUGUUGAUCCAGAUGUCGUUGUCACUGAUAUCCAUAACCUAAAGUAGAAAAUAUCACAUGGAUGUGCACAAAGUGGAAACUGAAAAGACAGUUUGGCACCAGCUGUGCUCCUUUCACUUCUUAUUCCCUUCAUUGUUAACCUGGUGGGAAAACUAUGAUAAACUCAAUCUCUGUUUGCUUACAUAAAAUAUUCUUUUAAUACUGUAAAAUGUUUAAGUUUAAAAAUGCCUUGGUAAGAAUAUUUAUCUAUGUGCUGAAAUGACUAUGUUCAAUAUCAUUAAAAAUAUUUUCAUUUAUUUAAAUAAAUAAAAGAAAUUUAUCUUAUCAAUAAAAGAAUAACCGAUAAAAUAGCACUUCAAUCCAGAAAACAAGAUUUUUGAAUAGCAAACGCUGAAGUUUAAGAAUACCCAAGGCUAGGUCUAGAUCUUGGUGGGUAAAUUCAUACAUACCAACAUGGUAAAUUAAAACCUGUUGGCCUACACUAGUUCCCCCUAAAAUCUGCACACAAACAUGAAAACCUAAAGGCCUACCUUAAAAAUGAAAUGUAGAAAUAUUAAUCAUUUUCCAAUGUUAUUACUUUUUAUUUUUCAAUUAAUAAUUACUCUUAAUGGUCUUAUGCAUAGAUACAAUUAUUGCCCCUUUUACAAUGUCUGGAUUUGUUUGAAAUCCCAAACAACAAGUAACAUUGUUUAUUUUACACUGUAUUUGAUAUGACUAUUUCACCUUUAUUAUUUAUUUGUAAGUUUAAGACUAAAUAGCAGUAGAAUUUCCCUUCAUCGUCCCAAUGUAUUGUUUGUGCAACUUUGAUUUUAAAUACCGUUUGUUAAUAGUUUUUUAUCUUAAGAGCCUGAGGGGUCGUUUGCAAAUUACGUCAUGCAAAAAAUGACCUUUUCAGAUCACCCUCCCCCCGUCACAAAGUGUCAGAAAUUCUUCUUUACACCACUCCCCCCUCAGUGUCACGUCACACCUAAAAAAAUUCAAAACAUACAUACAUUUUAUAACUAAACUAACAUUUUAUAAUAUUCUUGAACAUUUUCCUGUAACGGAUUAAGAUGUAGUAUUAUUAUAUAACUGUGACGUAAAACAACAAAGUCCUCCCCGAGCCGAAUGUGAAAUGGCCACAACAGUUUUUGCAUCAUUUUCUAUAUGCGCAGAAUGCGUGACGGAGUUUCACGGUACUUAAUUAUACCUGAGGCAAUUUGAACCUUACAUUAAAGUUUUUAAAAUUAAUUGAAUAACGAUUUUUCAAAAUUAGAACAUUUUUGAUUAAAAAAAUAAUAAAUUGUGACAUCACAAAUUUUUUACCCCCUCCCCCCCAUCACAAAGUGUCACAAAUUGUCUCACAUCCCCCUCCCCUCUGAGCAUGAUAUAAUUUGCGAACGCCCCCUGAAACAAGCACUCAAAUGUCUUUUGCAAAAUGCAGGAUUAUUUUAGGAUGUUUGGUCACCCACUUACUUCGAAACUUCCUUAGAGAGCGUGUCUAAUUCCAACUUUAUGUUUUUGAAAUUAGGUUCUGUCAUUUUAUUGACAGCAUUGAGAUGAAACAAUACAAAUGUAAAUUAGAAUAAUAAACAAUUCUCACUCAUGUCAGCUCUAAAUAGUUUAGUUGUAGAAAGUGAUAACACGUUUUUUGACGUUUGUAAACUAAACCAUGGCAUAAUAAAUCUAUUAGGAUUAUUGUUUGGGAUAAAAUUAUAUUAAAAGAUAUAGAAAUUAAAUUAUAAUGGCCACUUUAGUUCUUGCUAAGAACUAAACUAACAGAUAUUUGAUUAUGGUUUACAACAAACUGAAAUAUUCUCAAAGUAUGGUAGUAGUACUUCACUGUCUAUUCCCAAAUAUGUAACUACUUAUCCCCGAAGGACAGCUCCCAGAUUCUAUUUAGACUUGACCUCAUAGACAGCUUACCAAUCCCAAAGGUCACUUAAUGGACUAACUUUGAAUUUCUUGUAAGAUAUAAACAAACGAAAAUGGCUGCCCUUUUGUAACAUGUGGAUUUUUCUCUUCUAAAUCUAUUCAAAACCUUACAAAACGGUGUUCAGCUGUACACGUCAGGAAACAUAAGCUGCAUCAUUUGGCAUGUUUUGGUAUAUUUGUUACAUCUCAGGUUCCCUACUUUUUUUUUUAACGCGACCCAAUUUUAAAAAAGCAAAGUGACCAGUUUAUAAAAAUUAAAACAUAAGAGAAAACAAAUUAGAAAAUUAGAUGCAGUGUUAUCAGCUUCUUCAAACUUUAUUAGAAUCCAAUAAAAACUGAAGAUUUCUUUAAAAUAAUUUAUUUUUUAGUUACUGUUUCAGUUGGCAAUCCCAGUGAAAAACCUCUGCAACCCCAUUUUGUUUCGCAACCCAUGGGUUGGGAACCAUGGGGUUAGUUAAUUUUAAAAUUGUAUUUUAAAAUUUUCUUAUUUAAGCUGGUUUGUUCUUUUAAGAUAAAAAAAACAGAUGGUUCUUUUUAUGCUUUAAGGGAGUUACUCUGUUAACUCUCUUUUAUGAGUUUUACUGUUGAAAUAAUUUUUUUUAAAAUUCACAGUAAAUUGAGUAGCAUUUUUUAUGUUUUAAUUUGCACUGAAGCACUAUCAUUUGUUUGGCAUCCAUCAAUAAAAUGAAAAAAAUAUUUUGCCAUCGACAGUGAAAAACAGUCUAAAGUAAUACAGGAUCGAAUCACACACAUAGAACAGCACCUUGGUCAAUUAUGUGAUAUUGCUUCUUCAUACACCCGCAAAACGGCAAGGCUACGAGACAAAGGUAAUUUGCUUGAUCUAUCCUGACAAUGUUAAAAAAGCUGUUCAUGAACUUUUGAGUUUAAAAUAAACAGAAGUUAUUGUAAAGCUUACCAAAAUAGUGAAAAUGUUCGCAGAAGCAUAGAAAAUUAGGGAACAGUAAAUAGAAGGGGGAAAAACGACUAUAUAAAAAUAAGAUACAAUAAAGAAGAAAAAUAUGAAGUUUUUAAUAGAACGUAAGUAUUUUUUUAGUAACAUAAAUGAGAUGUCUACAUUUAAAGUAAAUUUUUAAAAAUUAUUUAAUCCUAUCCUGUACAUUAUGACAUACUACUUUAUGAUUGACAUACACACACCUCACAGCUUUAUGAUUGACAUUCACACACCUCACAGCUUUAUGAUUGACAUACACACACCUCACAGCUUUAUGAUUGACAUACACACACCUCACAGCUUUAUGCUUGACAUACACACACCUCACAGCUUUAUGAUUGACAUACACACACCUCACAGCUUUAUGAUUGACAUACACACACCUCACAGUGGCCUUACACUUAUACACACCUCACAACAGCAUGCAUUUUCUUUUGAAAAAUUUCUAUGGAUAAGUCUUUCAGUUUGCCUUUUCAAUCUUUGUUAAUAAGACUUUCCGAAGAUUUUAGUCCAGCCUUCAACUUAACUAAGUUGUUCUUAGCAGUAAAGUAAUCAUCAUUAUUUAGUUUAGUCAGUUCAAUUUAUUCUUUUUUUUAUUUCAAAUGGCAUGCUGUAGGUGACAUGCUAGCCAAGGAGCUGAUGGAGUUUUCCGAGUAUGAGAAAUGGAAUCCAACGCUGAGCACUGGGAUGACCAAGUUUGCAGAGAGCUUAUCAGCUGUUCAGGACUACAGGGAGGCAGAGGUGAGCUAUUGGUGCUUUCUAGAAUGGUUAUUGCUAUUACUUAGUUUUUAUAAAAGUUUUUUUGACAUAUUUAUAAAUAGGUAUAGUUAUGAGAAGAAAAAAAUAUGUGAAUAUUUCAUUAAGAAAUUUAUUCUAAAUAGAUUUUAGUUUUUAAGAAGAGAAUUAUUCUAAGUAGAUUUUGUUAAAAGAGUUUGUUAUAAUUUUGAUUUUAGGUCAAAAGAUUGGAGGGAAAAAUCCUGUCCCCUUUAGUGAACUACGGCCUUCUGUGUAAGCAGACAAAGGUAUUGUGCAAAAAAUUUUGUACCUGUCACUUUACUUAGAAGUUGGUUAAGCUGCUGUUUAUCUUUUUAUUAAAUUAGCUAAAUAAAAUAUUUAUAUUUUAUUCAAAGAGGCAUGUUGAGAUAAAGAAUAUACAUAUAAAUUAAAGAUGAACAAACUUUUUUAAAAAAGUGUUCAAAAAAAAAUUACACAUUUUAAAAUUUUACCAUCAUAUGUGAACACUUUCAUUUUUAUUGUGUUUUUAUUGAUUCUUACUUGGUUUUAAUUCAAGUACCUUAGACAUGAUGUAGUUUUUAUUAUUAAAGAAUAUCUAUUUUUAAGUUAAACGUCUAGAUUUUCAUUUAGUGAUGUUAACGUCCACGCUGAAAUUUUAGAUAAGAAAAAGAUAUAGCUUCAUUAAUUAGUUAGUAGUUACAUGAUAAAUUUCAUUUUACUUUAUUUUGUUGUUUUUUUGUGGGAUCUUAUCUACUCAAUCCAUUACUUUAUUUUUACACUAUGAAUUGAAAACUUACUUCCUGUGAAUUUAUCUACUCAAUCCAUUACAUUAUGUUUUACAUUAUGAAUUUAAAAAAUUACUUCUUGUGAAUUUUUAAAUUUAAAAGUAAACAAAAAACUUUUCAGUUUUGAAGCUCAUUUUUUUUUUUUUUUUUUUUUUUUGGUAUUAAUUUUUUAAUUUUUAUUUAUUUUUUUUUUUUUUUUUUUUUUUUUUUUUUUUUUUUGGUAAUAAUCUAUUAAAUUGUAAUUAUUAUAUUUAUUUUCUACAACUUUCUGCAUUAAUUCCAUAAUUGUGAAUGGUAAAUACUACAUUCUAGUGUAUAAAUAAUUUUGGCCAUGCACAAUGAUGUCAACUGAACUUAAUUUAUAAUCCACAAUAGAUGAGCUCUAAGGGUUAUACAAAUUGUGGAGAUGAUUUUGAAUUAGAAAAUAAUUCAAACAGUUUUUCUUUGUUGGUUUAUUUCAGAAUGAUUUGAAAUCUGCUUUUGCUGCUAUUGAUGCAGAAGUUAACCAGAAGAAGAAGCUAGAAGCCACCAGGACUAAAAGUCCGGGGGAUAGACAGAAGAUUGUAUCCUUUUGAUCAAUCUGUUAUCUGAAACUUGUUUUGAAAGCUAGAUUUUCAUGCUCCUGCUGCUUAACAAAAUAGAAACAGGUUUUCAAUACACAAGCUUCUAUUAUUCACUUGACACUCACAAAUUUCUGAUAUUCACUUCACACUCCCACUUCUGGUAUUCACUUUGCACUUUCACUUCUGGUAUUCACUUCACACUCCCACUUCUGGUAUUCACUUAACACGUUCACUUCUGGUAUUCACUUCACACUCCCACUUCUGGUAUUAACUUUACACGUUCACUUCUGGUAUCCAUUUUACACGUUCACUUCUGGUACCUAUUCACUUUACACUUUCACUUCUGAUGCCGUAUCCACUUUUCACUUCUUGUACCAUAUUAAGUUUACACUUUCACUUCUUGUACCAUAUUCACUUUAUACGUUCACUUCUGGUAUUCACUUUACACUUUCACUUCUGGUAUUCAUUUUACACUUGCAAAUUUCUGGUAUUCACUUUACAGUCUCACUUCUGGUAUCUAAUGGGUAAUACAGUAAAAGAAAAUUUUUUUAUGAAGUAAAGUGUAAGAUCAAACCUUCAUCUCCAAACUAAAUUCUAAACAUUUUUUGUUGUUGCUUGUCUGCAUGUUUAAUGUCACAUUAUUAAAUCAGAGUAUCAGAAUAGUAAUUUAAUUCAAAGUAGUUUUUGUGUUGUUUUUUUUAAAAUCCUUAAUCUCAUGAAAACAUUUUCCUUGACUUGCUAACAGGCACAGGUAAACAAGUACACUGGAAACAUAUGCUUGGUGAUACAACAUGUGGACAAAAUUUACUCUGUGCAGAGAGACAGCAUGAGGGAUAUUUAAAACAAAUUUUAAUUUUUAUUGAUUCAUUUUUUAUUCAGACCAAUUUAACAAGAGCAAAUAAAAUUUGAAAAAAUGCCAUUUCCAUUAGCUUAGCCCAAGCUAAAUUGUUAUAAAGAUAUAUUAUGUUGUGAGACACAGUUGUAAUCCUUUGUUACGUAGGAGAUGUAAUCUCCCAUAGAGUGUUAGCCCAUUGUUUCUUAAACUAAGAGUUAUAAUUAGUUUUUAAUCCAUGUUUUUUCUCACUUAAAACUUAAAGCUGGAAAACACACUUCAGAGAGUCAGUUUGGAAGCUUCACGCAGCAGUAAGGGCCUGGAGCAACAAGUGGACAAGUUUGAGGAAAAAAAACUUAAAGACUUAAAGGUGCGUUCUUCAGGUUUAUCUGUUUCAGACAAUAUUAUAAUAUCCCAUCUUGGCUUAACUCUUUUCAUACCAUCGAAACCUAAAUGUAAAUUUGUAUUAAUCCAGUGAAUUAUUAUAGAUUGCCCUCUAAUAUGACUCCAUGACUAAAUUCGCCUUAUGACCAUGCCCAUUCCCGGCUGUCCUUGACAUUCUGACCAGCCCAAAUUUCCAGAUGUUCUGACUUCCUUUACUUCACAACUUCAUACACACAAAAUAUAUUAAAUGUUUUAGAUGUAAUAAAAUUGCCUGUUUAGCUAUGCCUGCUUUAAUAUUGUUCAAUGUAAUUAAAAAUUAAAAUGCAAUUAUAAAUAUGCAUUAAACUUAGUUUGUUCUUUUUUCCAGAAAAUAUUUCGAGAUUUCGUCACUAUUGAGAUGCAUUUUCAUGCCAAAGCCUUGGAACUUUAUACACAAUGUUUCCAGACAUUAGACAGUAUAGACCCAGAUGCCGAUUUAGAAGUGAGCAAUUAGAAAAUAACUUCCUUUUUUUUUUUAAAGUGAGAGACCUCUUGUCAUAAAUGAUAUUUGGAACAGGGAAAUGCUUUUUUCAAAUUCAAAGUUUCUUUUGUUGUUGUUGAGAUCAUGAAAAUCAGAUCAGCUUAAAUGUUUCUCCAAAAAGCAUAUGCUAAUUGUUUUGUCAAUAAUGCUUUUUGCGAUUUUUUUUUUUUGCCAUGUUCAGGAAUUCCGUCACCAGCUUAGACCCAAUGGAUCUAUCAGGACAGACAUUGCCCGGUCAGCAUCUCAGGCGUCACUGGAUUCAAGGAGAAGCUCAUCGGCAAGCACCACACCCCAGAAACCUCCUUCUAAAGACACAACUCCAACAGGCACUAGGAAAAAGAUACCUGUGCCGCAGCCUCAGGUUUGGGUAUUUUUCUUUAGCAGCAUCGUGUUGAACAGAUUUGUUGAAUGGAUCUAGGGGGAUACAUUUAGUAAAAUAUCCCCCACUUUGGGGCGAUAGUUAAAUUAAUGACAGCACACGAUACCAACAUCUGAUAUUGACAUCUAAGUUACUACAGUCGUAUAAUGAUAUUUUCCAAAUAAAUGAAGUCCUGGGAAGAUGGUAUUAUGUCAUCAGGUUGUUUCUCAAAGAACAUCCUCCUAUCAAAUUUUUAUCUUAUUUCAGGAAUUGGACGAUGACAGUGAUGAGGAUGACGACGACGAUGAUGAUGAUGAUGAGGAUGAUGAUGACUCGGGGGAAGAGGAGUCAGAAGAAGAGACAAUUAACAAUCCGCCCCCUAAGAAAAGAUAAUGACACUUGGUUCUCUCAUUUGAUUGUAAAUCAGUUUAUAAGAAGCUAAAUUUUUGUUUCUUCACUUUACAGCUUUAGAUCCCGAUUUCUCUUCUCAAACAUGCCAUUUCUUUAUUCCUUGUUAAGUUUUGUACACUAAUGUAUUGGAAUAAAGCAGGAAGCUUAGAGCUCAGAGCAUGGUCUGUUUUCAGUGGGAGGCGGGCAGAACAGAAGCAGUAUUUUUGGGAGGCUGCCCCCAAGAUCUAGCUUCUUUGUGUCAUUAAAUUUAGAAAGUAAAUUCUGUCAUUUUAACACUUAAAAGAAUGUUUAAGUUUAAUCUAAAAAAAAUAAAAAUAAAAAAAUGAUUUGCUCACUAAAAGAUUUUUUGGUAUGUGUUAAUAUUGAUCAGGAAGAACAUUAGAUAUUAGAGCCUUUGGUAAUAACCUCUAAUGCUCAAUUCAUACAAUCAAAUUUUCAUUAUAAUUGCGUCAAAUUUCUUUUUGAGCGCACUAUUUAGCAAACCAAAUUUGACAAGAAAGCGAUAGUGUAAAAUGAGCAUUAAUCUGUCAAUGAAACAUAUCACUUUCACUCAUGCAGGUUCGGAUUUUUUUUUUUUUUUUUGUAAUGCAAUAUCUCUUGUUUUAUUUGUAACCCCCAUUUUAUAAAAAAACAAAAACUCUGCCAUCUGUGAUAAUUAAAAUAUAGUCUGUCAACCUAGAUGGAGUUUAUGUCCAGUUGAUCAAGUCAAAUGCUGUUAACAGAUAGGAAAUAUUUUUAUAAUAACAUGUUCCAAGUUGAUAAUCCUUCAAGCAUUUUUUGUCUAACCUGUGAAGGAAAAUUUAUGUUAAUUAAAACACCAUAAUCUUUACAUCAAUAAUGUAAGCACCGUCCAAUUUAUGCCUUGAUAACUUUUGAAAUGUUUAUGUUUUUGUACUUGUGUAUUCAAAGCUAUUUAGUGUCACAAUGUUCUGAAAGGAAUCAUACAUCAACUGGGGAUGUUGAAAAAAAUUCAUUGCAUUUUAUACAUUUCUUCUUCAUAAAUACUUGUGUAUGUUUUGUCUUAUAAGUGUGUACUUUAUUAUGUUUAUAAUCACAUGCAUGUAAAUAAAGUAAAAAAUUCAUUUUAAACCCUUUCUAUUGAGGGAUAACAUUGUAUGAUAAGUAGUAUGAUAAGUAGUAUGUUAAGAAUUAUUUAACCACUUAGUUGAUCGGCUAAAGUACCUUGGGCAUUGGCUGUUUGGAAAAUGUCAGGGUGUAUUAAUAUCUCUUUUUGCUUGUCAAGUAAUUUGUUUCUCAAAUAAGAAUUUCUUUGUCAUGUGUAUUGUUAAUUUUCUAUGGAGCACUUUGGAUUUUUGAUAGAUCAAAGGGGCCAUCAUGAAAAAUUUUUGGAAAAUUAUCAGCAUGAGAUUUGUGGUACCAUUACGGUUUAGGUAUGAAAUAAACAUGAUCAUGUUGGAUAGAUUGUUAAGCACCAAUAACAAAAUUACUGGGGAUUUUAAGUUGCAAUUAAAACACCAAUAUGUUAACUCGUAAAAAUUGCAUUCACUCAGUCAAUACCCAUUCUUAAGCUAAAAUCUACAAGUGCUUUAUACCCACCCCCAAAUCUUGCACAGAAAUGAUAUAACAUGUUCAAUUACAUAUUCUGCAGACCUGGGGAAGGGUUGGGGAGGUUGCCUUUGUUUAUAAAACUGAAUCUCU